UAAUCCCUGAGAUAUUAUUAAUAAUACCCAGGAAUACGCAAGUUUCAUUCUGCGAGUCUUUGACGCGGCCUGAAAAUGACUAUAUAUACAGUAGUUUUCAUUUUGAUUUCCUAUUCUGCAGUAAUAACUUGAUGCAGUCAUGUCUACAUUGUACUAGUCAUAUUUUCUGUUAUAGUACUAUGUAUCGUUCUUCAUUAAGAUAUCAUUGGUGUAGUUAUUUAGAACCUUAAUAAAGGGCCCUUUACUUAAUUAGGCAAUUGUUUUUUCUUCGUGUUUUUGGUGAAAAGGUAUUAUGAACUGUUAGCGUCACGUACAGGCCAUAAGUUUUGUUGACAACUCUCAAUCGUUUUACAACUCGCAUAUGCCGGGACUUGGCCGCGCCUGAGUUUUCCGUGUGAUGACGCCUCGGUUCACAUCGUUAGUGGUUGAUUGCCGGGAUGCCCAAGAUCUGACUACGUCCACAAGGACCAAAAGGUUAACCACAAGGGAUCAACCCCUCCACACGAAGAUACAUCUCGUUGUGGCCAAAGAUUUGCUGACAUCGUCAGGAAGGGUCAUCGCAAACACACCCAACAGUCAUAUUUCUCCCAGUUCAACAUGCUCAUCUGCCAUUUCCGGCAUCUCCUACAACAUUUGCAUUUUUUCUUGAUAAUCCUCUCGUCACUUUAUUCCUUCAGUUUUGCCGAAAGAAAAUUCUGUGGCACCGGACUGGCGGAUACAUUAAAACUGUUGUGCAGAGGGAAAUAUCGACCGCGUCUAGAUUCCGAUCCUGAUGGAAAAGCCGGUGACGUCUCUAAUAGCCUCACUCAAGAGUGCUGUCACAAAGCUUGCAGUAUGAAAACGCUUAUGGGUUAUUGCGCAAGUCCUCCCGAUCCCCAAAUGGAAAUGCUUUUAGCCAGAUUAUCCCUUAUGAGCGCCAAUAAAGGGUCAUCCAAAGCCAGUUCCGGUGGGCAGCUUUUAGCCGGAGAUACUUCCUCUACCGGACUAACAACCAAAUCUCGACUUUCGGGAUUAAUUAAUACCAAACAAACCUUUGAUGUCUCACCCCUCCUAGAAAUGAGGCCAAGUGAUAUUUACCAAAGUUUGCCCUCCAGACAAAGGUGACACGCCCAAUUAAUCUAUUUAUUUAACCAAGUUGCCUAUCCUUUUUCCACAAACAUUUUUAACGUCAUUCCAACAAAAUCCUUCAGCCACAUCCCAGUAUUAAUGUCGGAUCAUUUGUUCCGACCCUUUUUUAUAUACUCAUCCUGUUACAAUGAUGCCCGAUGCUAGUUCAAGUUGCCCGAAGCGAACGUCCUAAGAUGUGCACACAAUGGAUGAAUAAUCGCCUUGCACAAUAAACAAUCGCCUAACAUUUGCCCCGAACCGAAGUCCCGCGGAAAAUGCGAACUUUGCCUAUAAACUCAAACCGAUACUUAAUUAAUAUGAUAUUUGUUCUCUUGGAGGGUUUUGAUCGAAUGGUCCCCACAGAAGCAAUCCCUUACCAGUUACCUUAAUACUGUCCAGUUUGGCUGAGUACUUUUCACGGAUUCCCUUCAAUAUUCCACGUAUAUUUAGUUUCAUUUAUGCAGUGUCGUACUGCUAAUAAUCUUACGCAAUUAUAUGCGGUCUUUAAAUUAUGCUUAUAUAAUUCCUGAUGUCCACAUUGUUCCUUUCGGGACUUUUGCAGCAGUAUAUUGUCGCUCUUGCCAAAAUGCUGCAAAUAUUCAUAUGCAGCUACUGGUUUAACUGAUGACAACAUUUAAUUAUUAUUAUUGCCAUUGCCACGCCUAUUUGUGGAAUGUAUGGCCCUUAUACUGAGCUAACCCCGUUUCACGCAGCCUCACUCCAGAGUGAAAUGCCUUCCCAAAGAUUUAUACUUAUAACUUACAAUUGGAAAGUUUAUCUCCCUUACACCGCAAUCAUCCAAAAAUCCUAUAUUUCCUGUUUCCAGAGCUGAAAUUUUGCCCCAUGUACAUAAUCUUUCCACAUUCCUAAACCUUAUAUAUCAAUAUGGAUACAUGUACACGAAUGCCCCAAUGAGCCCGAGCACGAUUCCCAAGCACUGGCGACGUACAUUUCUUGGAGCAGCCUACAAGCAGUCGGCAGUCUUACUUCAGUGUGAUUUCUUGUAAUUUUGAGUUAAAAUUGUUCUGUUUCUUAUUUAUUUGUUUAUUUUUGACAAAAUCGCUUGCACACGUGUUUUUAUAAAAACUACAAAAGCUGCACAAAAGAUGGUUUAUAGGCAUAAAAUCAAUCACUGUAAAAUAUGAUAUUCUAGACGUAGACAAGAUGGUGUACUUGUAUAAGUAAGUAACCUGUAAUUCCAUGUUUAGUGAUGAAACGCACUUUCCUUUAACACUAUUCUAUGAAUUACUGCAGUCGCAAUGCUAUACUGACAGUGAGUCCGCAUUGUCUAAUUGUAUUUAAGCACUAUAUUAUAACACCUAAUAAUUUAUUAUUUCACUUGUUAGGCUCGCGUACUUCGUCGUUUUGCUGUAAAGGCGCGUCCACCACUUGCUGAAUGCAGAUUAUCCGAUUAUCAAUGAUUGAAUA
Messenger RNA from Paramacrobiotus metropolitanus, 2535 nucleotides. Its product is annotated as insulin-like growth factor. The transcript has 4 exons. NCBI's taxonomy places the organism in Eukaryota, Metazoa, Tardigrada, Eutardigrada, Parachela, Macrobiotidae. Gene Ontology annotation, molecular function: hormone activity. Bases 598 to 1104 code for a protein of 168 amino acids. Gene Ontology annotation, cellular component: extracellular region. The record is from RefSeq and is a predicted model, not a curated record.